Molecule: messenger RNA, 394 nt
Organism: Eublepharis macularius
Lineage: Eukaryota; Metazoa; Chordata; Lepidosauria; Squamata; Eublepharidae
Product: insoluble matrix shell protein 4-like
Exons: 6
Coding region: 16-252 (78 amino acids)
Source: RefSeq, a predicted model, not a curated record
ACUCCUACAGAAAAGAUGAAGGUCCAGCUAGUGGCUGCUUUCCUGGCGGUCUGCCUGCUUUCCCUGCAGGGCAUCAGAGCUGCUCCAAACUCUGGCAGUUUUGAUGGCAAUGAUGUAGGAUCCAACAGCUUCAAUGACAACGGGAAUUCCUAUGCUGCUGGAAAUGGUGGCAGCUUCGAUGACAACACUGUUGGGGACAACAGCUUCAACAACAAUGGCAAUAAUGACGGCAGCCCUGUAGUUUGGUACUAGACAACCAGAAACCCACCACCACCACAGCUGCCCAACUGCCCUCCACCAUCCAAGAAUGUUACUUGUCAUUCCCUCUUGAAUGAUCCUCCGACAUGAGCUUUCUCUGUUGCUCUUUCCUCAUGUAUCCCUUUGCAAAUAAAGA